AUGGACGAUAAGCUACUAGAGCCAAUCCUCGUGCGAGCUCUUAAGCGCAUCGAGAAUCUCGAGAACGAGCAUGCUAAGAGCGAGACCGAGAGAAAAGCAGCGCAGCGUGCGUGGGAUCAUUCGUACAAUCGUCAGGACGAGAUGGAAGUCGAAUUGGCAUCACUGAAGAACAAGAUUCAUACAUCCGGCGAGACACAGAAUGGAGAGUCACAAGCACUGAGGAGGAUCUGCGAGACACAGCAGCGCACUAUCCAACAGCAACAGACCAGUCUCGCGAAGAUGCAAGUCGAAAUUGAUAAACUCAAGCAGUACCCUCGACGCGUCGAUGACUUGGAUGGUACGACUCUCGACAUAAUCGAUGAGCUUGAUGCGCAGAGGGAGAUGUCCAAAGCCGAACGAGACAUCCGUAUCGAGCUUGGAACAUCCAUUGUCAGUUUGAAGUCUGCAACUGACCAGAUCCUGGCACAUAUCCGCGCACAUGUCCAGCUCACUGGAAGCAUCUUGGACAGGACCUCAUCCACCGGUAUACCUCUGAGACUGGCGAUCCUCUACAAAGCCAACCUUAAGGCUCUCAUCCUCACGUCUCCGAUCCUCACAACGCAGACUCCGAAGCAGAGUACGGAUGUUGUCUAUGAUGCAGGCGGUACAUACCAGACCGCGCCACACAGAGUUUGGGUUGAGCAAGGCAUUCUAUACACUAAUGGCCAUCACGGCGUUGAUGUCGCUAGCGGAGACCUUCUGCUGGAGAGUUGGGACCAGCAGGUGAUCGACUGGACAGCAAGGUACAAGGAGUGGGAAAAGCUUAAUGUACCCUACCAGUGCAUCAGCUCGUUGCUAGCAAAAGAGCUGACUGGCGUCCCGAUUCCUACGACCAUGCCGGCAUUUGCCUGCAAGAAAUGUCAGAGGGAGCGCAAGCUGUGCGUCGCAUACGACGCCACCAAGAAGCACCUGCGACUGCUUCCUCUUAAGCAUGUAGCCAGCGGACAUAUUGGCCUGAUCACACGCAGCGCCUUCAUCCGGCCAUUGCUCAAGCUAAAAGUACGCCAGCAGCAAGCAGAUGGCGCCCUUGAAGACAAUCAUGACUCGACCGAUCACUCUAAAAACGACCAAAGGCGCGAUUUCGACGAAGGCUACAAAAACAGCCACUCCGAUCGAUUCAGUAAAAGCCACGAGACCAGCCUCGCCUACCAGCCCGCAGAUACCGGCAACGGGGACAACGGGGCCGACGCCAUGCUGCUCGACAUGUGA
This is a messenger RNA of Aureobasidium pullulans EXF-150, 1248 nucleotides long. RefSeq lists its product as uncharacterized. The coding region runs from base 1 to 1248 and encodes 415 amino acids. NCBI's taxonomy places the organism in Eukaryota, Fungi, Ascomycota, Dothideomycetes, Dothideales, Saccotheciaceae. The transcript is spliced from 2 exons. The record is from RefSeq and is a predicted model, not a curated record.